AUGUCUUCCAUAACUAGGGCAAAGAAGGAGAAACCGUCGGAACCACCGUCUCUUCCAGAAGACGUCAUCUUUGACAUCACAGCGCGUGUAUCAAGAUGCGACUAUCCGACACUCUCCCUUGUAUCUAAGCACUUCAAGUCACUUGUUAGGUCGCCUGAGCUAUACGCUAGACGAUCCUUGUUGGGCUGCGGUGAACACUGUCUCUAUGCUGUCCACUACAGCAUAGAAACUAAUUGUCAACGUUUGUACAUGCUCCGCCGGAAAACCAAUGGAAAUCAUUGCUUGGUUCAUAUCCCUUCCCUUCCUGCUAUGCGUCGCAAUGGAAGGUAUGUCGCGGUGGGCUCGAAGAUAUAUGUGUUUGGUCAGAUUUAUGAGUAUGGUGAUUUCAAUAUGACACCGAUUGCCUUAAGCUUCGAUUGUAGAUCUCACAUGGUGCAACCCCUCCCGAGCAUGCCUAUAGUCUUGAACUUGACUAAAGCCGCUGUCUUCAUCGAUGGGAAGAUAUAUGUAAUCGGAUAUUGCGAUAAUGACUCCAAGAAGGCUAUGAUGGUGGUGUUCAAUACAGAAACACAAAUGUGGGAGAAAGAUAAAAUAAAGCUAUGUGACACGCGGCCUAAUGAUGUGGUGAUGAUGGGUGAUAAGAUGUACAUAAGAGAUUAUGGUGACACCUUUGUUUACGAGCCAACGGAAAGUAUAUGUGAAAGGGAAGAUAUGCUGAAUCUUGCCAUGUGUAGGAAUGCGUGUGUGGUCGAUGACGUAUUGUACUAUCACGAUUGCGUUAAGAAUAAGUUUAGAAUGUAUGAUCCAAAGAAGAGGUGUUGGGGAGUGGUGAAUGGUUUGGAACAAUUGUUGGCUAAGACGAUAUUGUCAAGGUGGUCAGAGACUGUGGGUUGCGGUGUGAAACUGACUUUGUUUUUUAGUAUAGUAAAAUCUGGUUUAAUAACAGGUCAGAUUUGGUGUGUGGAGAUUUCGUUGGAAAGACGUCACGAAGAGGAGAUUUGGGGUAAAGUUGAGUGGUGCGAUCAGAUUAUGAUUCCUGGGAAUUCCUACAUAACAAAAUCUCUAGCUGUUAUGCUUUGA
Microthlaspi erraticum is the source of this 1080-nucleotide messenger RNA. The record is from the annotation of a GenBank genome assembly. Lineage: Eukaryota; Viridiplantae; Streptophyta; Magnoliopsida; Brassicales; Brassicaceae.